Molecule: messenger RNA, 1026 nt
Organism: Tremella mesenterica DSM 1558
Lineage: Eukaryota; Fungi; Basidiomycota; Tremellomycetes; Tremellales; Tremellaceae
Exons: 3
Coding region: 1-1026 (341 amino acids)
Biological process (GO): post-chaperonin tubulin folding pathway; tubulin complex assembly
Cellular component (GO): cytoplasm
Source: RefSeq, a predicted model, not a curated record
AUGGUAUCUCUUGAAACAGCUCAACAAUUCCAUACCACUUUCCUUGUUGCUCAAGAAGAAAUUCUCUCAUUACUAAAAGAUCCUCCUGUCAGUGAGAACGAUGGGAAAGUACAAAUCAAGUUUAAAGAGAUUAAGAAAGAAUAUGAAAUGAUUCGUGAAGUUUUACCAAAUUAUGAUAAGAGAAAAUACGAUUUACAAAUCUCUCAAUUCGAAAGUCGUCUAAAAGAAGUUGGAGAUAAACCCAUACGAUCUAAAUUUACUUUCAAACCUAAGAUAACAUCCGAUUCUCAUUCCUCGACUAUCCUAACUACACAAGAUUCUUCUUCUUUAAAGACAUCUGAUUCCAUCCCUGAUCCAAAUUCGAUCGUCCUUGCCCCUGCUCCUCUGGUUGGUGCUUCAGAAUCCGAGAGUACUCGUAAUUUACUCCAUAUUCUCCCUUCUGACCUUCCUGAGAUUUCCGACCGACCUGUCAUAUCAAACUCUCCCCAAGUUUCUGUUCCUAUCGCAGCCACAGGUGGACCUCCAGAAACAUCCCAGCUGUAUGUACUUGGCUCUACAUUGAACCAAUCUGGGACUUCGAUAUCCUUAACUGAUAAUACCGGAAGUGAUAUAUCUAAAGGAUAUCUCACACUCUCUGAAUUGUCAACAAAAGGGGGUGCCAUAUCCCUCUCCGACUUACAAAACACCAUUAUCGACUUACGUCCUCAUUCACAAGAAAACCCCCAAUCAGGACACUCGAUACUGAGACUGGAAGACGACACGAACCUAGAUGAUAUAGCUACAUCCGAAAGAUUGAUGGAAGAUUGGACAAUGGAAGACAAGUUAUAUCCUACUGUGCUCCAUCUCAAAAACUUGAGAAAAUGUGUGAUAUUGGCCGAAGUGAGAGGAAGUGUUUUGUUAUCCGAUUUGGUCGAUUGUUUAGUUAUAUCAAAAGCUCAUCAAGUACGUCUUCUAUCCCCACUCCACUCCCCAUUCCCAUCUCCAUUACCCAUGGAGUAUCGAGUUCUCGAAUUUUUAAUAGCGUGA